This is a messenger RNA of Periophthalmus magnuspinnatus, 3751 nucleotides long. It is a transcript of the gene st7l, whose product is annotated as suppression of tumorigenicity 7 like. Lineage: Eukaryota; Metazoa; Chordata; Actinopteri; Gobiiformes; Gobiidae. The transcript is spliced from 15 exons. Gene Ontology annotation, molecular function: protein binding. The coding region runs from base 23 to 1645 and encodes 540 amino acids. The record is from RefSeq and is a predicted model, not a curated record.
GUUUACAGACAUCCGGAGAAACAUGGAGGACUCCUCUGGCAGUAAUCCCCAGUCUCUCGGAUUCACAGAGAAAUUCAAGUCGUGGCUGUCGUGGUCAUGGGCCUACGUGUGCUUCCUCUGGCUCGGCAUGGUUCUGGUCAUGGUGUACGUGCUGUGGAGCCCGCUCAAACUGCACGAAAGUCUAACCUCGGCGUCAGUGUUUUUGAAUACUCUGACCCCCAAGUUCUAUGUGGCUCUCACAGGGACCUCCUCCCUCAUCUCUGGACUCAUUCUGAUAUUUGAGUGGUGGUAUUUCCGUAAAUAUGGAACCUCCUUCAUUGAACAAGUGUCAGUGAGUCACCUGCGCCCCCUGCUGGGAGGAGUGGAAAGUGGGUCUACAACUGGCCUGUUCUCAUCUGUGAAUGGAGACGCAGAGCCCAGACCCAGUGUCUCAGAAUGCAAGGUGUGGAGGAACCCCUUGAAUCUUUUCAGAGGAGCAGAAUAUAACAGGUAUACUUGGGUGACAGGAAAGGAGCCCCUAACAUACUACGAUAUGAAUCUGUCUGCUCAGGACCACCAGACCUUUUUCACAGGAGACACACAGCAGUUAAGGCCAGAAGACACAGUGAUGCAGAAGGCCUGGAGAGAGCGAAAUCCCCAGGCACGGAUCAGAGCAGCUUACCAGGCCAUAGAGUUAAAUCAUGAGUGUGCAGCUGCCUAUGUUCUCCUCGCUGAGGAGGAAGCCACAACUAUCACAGAAGCUGAACGUCUCUUUAAAAAAGCAUUAACUAUUGCUGGAAAAGAUAUUAACUUAUUAGUGUACAUCAAGCGCAGACUGGCAAUGUGUGCGCGAAAGUUGGGGCGGAUCAAAGAAGCUGUUAAAAUGAUGAGAGACUUAAUGAAGGAGUUCCCAUUAUUAGGAAUGUUAAACAUACAUGAAAACCUAUUGGAGGCACUUUUAGAGCUACAAGCCUAUGCAGAUGUCCAAGCUGUUCUUGCCAAAUAUGAUGACAUCAGUUUGCCAAAAUCAGCCACUAUAUGCUACACAUCAGCUCUUUUAAAAGCCAGGGCUGUAUCAGAUAAGUUUUCUCCAGAGGCAGCGUCCAGACGAGGGCUCAGUACAGCAGAGAUGAACGCUGUGGAGGCCAUACACAGAGCAGUCGAGUUCAAUCCACAUGUGCCAAAGUACUUAUUAGAGAUGAAGAGCCUGAUUUUGCCUCCAGAGCACAUCCUAAAGAGAGGAGACAGUGAAGCGGUGGCAUACGCCUUCUUCCACCUGCAGCACUGGAAGAGGGCAGAGGGAGCCUUAAACCUACUGCACUGCACUUGGGAAGGGACCUUUCGAAUAAUUCCUUAUCCACUGGAGAAGGGUCACCUGUUUUAUCCUUACCCAGGAUGCACAGAGACAGCAGACAGAGAGCUGCUGCCCUCUUUUCACGAGGUGUCUGUGUACCCAAAGAAAGAGCUCCCAUUCUUCAUCCUCUUCACAGCAGGCCUUUGCUCCUUCACUGCCAUGCUGGCCAUGCUCACACACCAGUUUCCAGAGCUCAUGGGUGUCUUUGCCAAAGCAUUCUUCAGCACACUCUUUGCUCCUCUGGGUUUCUUCGCAGACAAGAUGGAGAGCUUCAUGCCAUCCAGUUUUUGGCACCAGCUGACCCGGAUUUGACCAGUCCUUCUCUCUCUGUCUCUCUCUCUCUCUCUCUCUCUCUCUCUCUCGACACACACAUAACAAAAGACUAAACACUCCGAGAUAAUGUGUUUGCUCUUCUCCUGUCUUCAGCAUUACAGCCCACUUCCGCAAUUGUAAGUUAUCAUGUUGGCUGAGGUCGUAUCAACACAACCAUACGAAGACGCUCUCGAGUAAUUGUCCUGCAGAUCAUUGAGUUUCCUAGAACAAACUGCAUAUAGUUGUCAUUCGUCUUUACUAAAGCACUUGAGUUUAAAUACAGGCUGCUAAAUGUAUACAAAAUGUACAUGGAAGCUUGUACGACUCCAAAUAUGAAUCAACAAAAGUAUUGCGUAUAUAGGAACGCAUUAGGAAAUGAAUGACCCAUUUUAAGUACUUUUGUGAUUAAUGGUCUAUAGGGUAGAGCUGCACGAUUAUGUAAAAAAUAGUCACAUUAAUUGAAAUUGUAACUAUUCAACUGAUGAUUUUUGCUAAGAGAGAAAGUAGCAUCAACACCCCUAAAAAGAUACAAUCUACGAGCAACUUUACUCAAGGAAAAACGUAUGUACACCUUGAACACUAAUGAGUUCAUGUUAUUCACGAUUAGCCUACUCAAUUAAAUAUUUUUAGUAACUGAUUAGAGCAAUGGUCAUAAUUGUAAUUGAAAAUUGAUUCACUAUAGAGAGUAAUUAAUUCCAAAAUAUGUUAUAGAAUGGAAACAAAUUGGUACAUAACACACUGCUAAAUGUAAUUCCUGAACUUUAAUUAUAAAGUUUUCAAGCUUCCAAGUUUAUAUCCAUCUAUAAACUCUCACUGAAAGUUGUAUGAGACACUGAUAUUCCCUGAUAACUGUACAGGCCGUCUGGAAGUCUGUGAGAAAUCCUCCAGCCAUGGGCCUGAUUUACUACCUUAGUGUCUACAGUGUAUAUAGUGGCCCUGCAGUUGUUGCCAUGGCAUGACACCUAAGCACUAUAUCACUACUGCGACCUCUGAACCCCAACAUCCACCAGGAAAUGGGAUCGUUACUGGCACUGUUAGGGUUUCCCAUGCCCAUGCCAAUCAUUUAAGUUGACAAACCUGCUCUGGAGGAGGGUUAUGAAAUUAAUCGCAGUCAAAUCGAAAUCACAGUUUGAAUUGACACAAUUAGCAAAUCACGAGGUUUUACUCUCCAAACAACAAAAUACCCUCUAUGCUAACCCUAUAGUUUAGAUCUGUACAAACUAGGCUUAUCAAAAGUAUUGGGAAUCAGAUAUCGAUACUAAAGCUAUUAUCAAAACUACAUGUUCAUUUGAGUAUCGAUAUUGCAAAAAAAUCAACAGGACAAACUGUUUUAGUGCAUUUGAGCUUUAUCAGAACAGAUAUAAAACCUCAUGGUAACAUAAAGUAAAAUUGCAUUCUAUUACUCAAAAAGUAGCAUUUUUUAUCUUCAAUCUUUUAUCAUAACAAUCAGUAUCGAGUACUGAGUCAAUUCCUUUGUAUCGAAAUCGAGUUUGAAAUUUUAUUCUUGUAACGUUAGUACAAACACGUUGUGAAUCAAACAUGUGAGUCUUCUAUUAGUUUGUUCAUAUUUCAGACUUUUUGUCAAUUCUUCUGGACAUAAAUCGUUUAAUCUCAAUUGCAAUGCUUGUCAGAAAAAUCUCAAUGAGUUUUAAUGAUUUAAUGAUGAUCAGAUUUAAACUGAAAUUAACUGCUGGAUAAAAACUCUCUUAGCUACUUGAGUUUCUAGGAACAAAAUACAAGGAUGUAAAAUGCCCCUUGGAGAAUGCACAGUUGCGAAUUGAGAUUUCACAAUACAUUGGGGUAGAUGUGCAAAAGUAAUGUGCCUAUUAGUGCCUCUUAUAUGGAAUGUUUAAUGACCUUAUAAUAGUUUGUGUUAUUUAUUGAAUUGUAAUGCCUUAGGAUAGGGUGUUAAAAUAGUGUUGACAACCAUGUAGUUUUUAAGUGCCUUUUGGUUUUGGAUAUUAGUGCCCAAUAACUAAAAUAAGGAAAAUUUGACACAAACUGAAAUGAGAGCAGGCCUACAUGCUGAAGACAGGAGAAAGUCUAAAAAAAAAAUGUAACCACCCUUAAAACGUUUAAUGGCAAAGUCACAAUAAAUACCAACUC